Messenger RNA from Benincasa hispida (wax gourd), 1268 nucleotides. RefSeq lists its product as uncharacterized. The record is from RefSeq and is a predicted model, not a curated record. Lineage: Eukaryota; Viridiplantae; Streptophyta; Magnoliopsida; Cucurbitales; Cucurbitaceae.
GACAUUGAGACAGCUUUGUUUGAGAAAUAAACGAACAGCCACCGACAAGACCUCAGGAACCAACACACGUGAAGUGUUAUUAACAAAACAAAGCAAAACGAUUUUUCUUUUAUUUUGAGGUUAGUUGCGUCACUGGGCACUGGGCAAUGGUGAUUUCAUUGCUGCAGCCGAUCUGUUUGGUUUGGGCCCUGAAAAAGCCUUUUUCCAGUUUGUGGUUACUGGCUGUCUCUCACUCAGCCAAUUCAAUAGCCGCUGCCCUUUGAGUGAAACACAAGUUUCUCCAUCGCUUGAAUCUUACUUUUUCUUCAUUUCUUCAUCCCUCUCUCUUCUCCGUAAGACAGCUGCAAUGGCGACCAAGAUUCUGUGGUGUCUCUUGUUUUGUGCCCUGUUCGUCGCUGUUUUUUCUGCAGCGGAUUCAAAUGUGACUGAUAACCCUGCUGAUAAACUAGUCGCAGUGCUUAACAAGAAUAGAACUGCUCAUAAGUUAUCUGCUCUAAAGGACAAUCCUGGCUUGGCAUGCCUUGCUCUUCAGUAUAUUAAGGCGUACCAAGGGAAAUGUGGAGCAGUCGGAGGUCCCGACGGAAUGAAGCCUCCGAAUUCUGCGUUUAUUGAAACUUUUGCUCCUAACUGUGGAGUUGUUGUCUCGUCUCUCGCUCCAAUCACGGGGCGGUUGCUUGGUUGCCAGUCUAAAUAUGUACAUGCUCCUGAAGCAUUUUCUGAUGUUUUGAUGGAGAAUAACAAGAGCUUGGAGAUACUCUACUACAAGAAUAACACAGAAGUUGGGGCUGCUGUGACUGGCACAGAUGGAGGUUCUCCUUACUUUUGGUGUGUGUUGUUCAGCAAUGGCAGCAUCUCUAACAGCUUUGCCUUUGAGGGAGGAGUGGCCAAGUUAACGCGCCCCGGUUGCUACAGUGGGGCCAAUGACCAAUGCAGUGGAGCUGAUAGCCAGUUUUCGACCACCCGUAUGUUGCUAUCAGCCUUAGCAUCUUUGGUUGCCAUGGCAUUUGCCUUUAGUUUAUGAUCAUAGGUCUCAUCCAAACACAAAAAACGUCGGUUUUACUUGCUUUUCAACCAUGUAUUUUCUUUGUUAAUGGCUGGGCAGUGUAUUCUUUGUUUGAUUUUCUGUUUUUCGAUUUGUUUUCGAAUUGCUCAAUUCGUGCUAUUUGGUCAUCAAGUCAUUAUAUAUUGUAAAAUCUCAUGUAUUCUUGGAUCUCAUAGGGGAGCCAUUUUUCCUCAGUGAGUUGAUAAAGAAAGUUCCACUUUAUUAA